GGAAAACACAACAUUCCAUAGCAACUCAUUCUCCCUAUACAGCCACUUGCACAGUGCUGGAUAUUUACUUCUGUUUCUACAUCAUCUUCUUUUAAUGUUGUCACCAUGGGGCUGGAGAGGCGACAGGACUGGCAUCUGACUAGUACUGGCAUUGGGCAUGAUUUUAAGGCUCAGGUUUCCUUCCCCCCUCCACAAAUUAAGUCCACCAUCUUUGAGCCACUGCCAGCCCCACUACAACAAAGCAGUGAAGUGACAGCAUUUGAUGAAUUGCUAAACACAUAUGAGACGACCACUGGAAGCGCACAUAACAGGAAGUAUCCUGCGGGCCCGUUUUCACAACCCAGUCACCCUCUCCCUCCUCCACAUUGGAAGGUCAAUUACAACAAGGAUUUAUGGGAAAAGUUGAAGUUGAGAGCAUGGAGGACUCCAGGAAAGUCUUGCAGUGAGAUGAAAGCACAGUUUAAGGGGCGUCCAGUUCAGCCAACCUACAGCACGUUCCAUUCAGGACCACAGCCCUUCCCACUGGAGAAUCAUCUGAACAAAGGACCAUCACAGUCAAUUGUGGCAACUACAGAAAAUAAGGAUUUGUCUGGAGAACCAUACUACAUCAGAGAUGGCGGAGUCUUGAGUUUGAAUGACAUAUAUGCUUCCACUACCAUGCGGGAUUUUCGAUCGUUUACAGCGAAAGAGCUACAGGGUUAUCCCAAGAAAGAUAUCCUGACAUACUGGCAGGCAGAGGACUACCCUAAGGUCUGGGGGCAUGGAUUGAAAGAGAACCCCCUAGCCAAGGAGGCUCAACCAACUCUUCGUCGUCCACCUCCCAUGCGUGACAGCAUGCAGUUCCCCACUGCUACAAAACUGCCACGGAUUCCACCUCCUGCAAGAUCUGUCCCUCACAGCGGACUUAAAACCCUGGUCCAGGAGAGCUAUCAGUGGCCUCUUGAUGCCAAGAGGUCCAGCGAUGUUUAUUUCCCACUAGAAUGCCCCUGGACCAUGCCACAUGCAGGGCCUCUACCAGAGAUCAUGUCUGUGCCCAAGGUGUAUGAAACAGAAUAUGAAACAUAUGGAAGUAAGCGACCUGUUGCUGUGUGACUUCAGCUGCUAGCAGAGAAUCAUUUAUAAUACAUUCAAGCAAUAAAGAUUAUUUGUUAAAGGAG
Molecule: messenger RNA, 1157 nt
Organism: Rana temporaria (common frog)
Lineage: Eukaryota; Metazoa; Chordata; Amphibia; Anura; Ranidae
Exons: 5
Coding region: 106-1092 (328 amino acids)
Source: RefSeq, a predicted model, not a curated record